CCUUCUUCACACGCGUCAUCUCCAUCGAAGUGGAAGACCUACUUGGCAGCCAUGAAAGUCUUCUCGGGGGCUUACACUAGCGAACCUCUUCUGGCUCUGAUGUUCCGUCCUCUUGUCGCCAUUGCUCUGCCGGCUGUGUUCUGGGCAACCUUGAUCAACGCAAUCACGACUGGCAUGAUCGUUGUGAUAUCCGCCAACUUCUCGAACGCUUUUUCAACGGUCUACGAUUUUCAGACCUGGCAAUCUGGUUUGACGUACCUAUCUACAAUACUUGGCUCCUUUCUAGCCAUUUUUUGCGGCGGUCAAUUCACAGACUGGGUGGCAGACAAGCUGACGAUUCGGAGCGGCGGAACUAGGAUCCCUGAAAUGCGGCUACCUGCCAUGGUAAUCAGCUUGAUCACGGGUCCCCUAUCAUGCAUUCUAUACGGUUUAGGCUUCGGGAAGAAACUGCAUUGGAUAUGUCCCACCAUUGGCAUCGGUCUUGUAAACUUCACCACUGUCCAGUCUAACAACGUGGCUCUGGUUUAUAUCCUUGAUUCGUACCGACCUAUAGCCGGCGAGGUUAUAGUCACGCAAUCCUUCUUCAAAGCUGUUUUUGGAUUUCUUCUAAGUUUCUACGUCAAUGUUUGGGUUCAAGAAUCAGGAUAUCUCUCUGUCUUUGGAACCUUGGCAGGUAUAUCUGCGGCCGUGUUCUUGUCAACGAUUCCCUUCUAUUCUUUUGGAGAUCGAAUGCGACAGGCAACAUGGAAGUGGAAAUUUUCCAGAUAG
Messenger RNA from Colletotrichum phormii, 768 nucleotides. RefSeq lists its product as uncharacterized. Gene Ontology annotation, cellular component: plasma membrane. The record is from RefSeq and is a predicted model, not a curated record. Gene Ontology annotation, molecular function: transmembrane transporter activity. Gene Ontology annotation, biological process: transmembrane transport. NCBI's taxonomy places the organism in Eukaryota, Fungi, Ascomycota, Sordariomycetes, Glomerellales, Glomerellaceae. The transcript is spliced from 3 exons. The annotation marks the transcript as partial.